GGGGAAAAAGAAGGACGAGGUUGAGGUCGACAAGACCGGCCUUUUAUCUUUGUCCACCGGGCCUUCAUUCCCCACCUCUCCCUCAAAGUCGUAGUCAAGGGAGCUGCCGAGCCCGGACUGGCUUGGUCGCAAAAGGCUCGUGCGCUGGGAGGCCAAAGCGGCAGAGCCUUAGUGCAAAGGCGAGGCGGUGACAGGAGGGUGCGAAGAUCCCGUCUUGCAGCAAGCAUGGCUAUGCGGCAACUAGCUCCACUGAGCGUCAUCUGACAUUGACGAGCGAAAGCUUGUGGCCGUGCCAAUCCAAUGGAAGAAGACGGGACUGGUAGCUGUUCGCUAGACGUUGCGCUCAGGAUAGGGUCCGAGACCGUCGACGGACUUGCACCGUUGCCGCGGGUAGCCUCUCUGGUCCACUGAACAGGAUUUCCUCGCUACGAUGACAUCGCAUCGCCUGACCGCGGAGAAGGGACCGACCAUUCCCAUCCGGCCAAAGAUGGAUGGUGCCGCGGGUCGGUUCAGUAUCCAAAGAGGCCGACAAAGGCGGCGCUUCAAGCUGUCGAAGCAACCCGCGCUUCAUGGAAACGAAUCGAUGACGGCAGGACGGCCCGCUUCGAAGCUUGCGUGGCUUGACAAGAUGAAUGAGCGAGCGCGCGAGAUGGAAUACGGUUGGGGAGCUUCUCCUCGCAUCAAAGCGCGUGUGCAGCAGCAGCAGCAGCAGCGGGAACAAGCUAGCGUUCCUGUAACUGAAUGGCCGCGACCAGGCGAAUUAGUAGCGUCCAGUGCCAAGGUACCACGGCACGCUGUUUGUGGAUCAUUAAAUGGCCAGCCACACCCCGGGCAUCUCCAUAGGCCUAGAUCUGAUGGGCCAGAUGUGGGGGCUCCCGUGUCCCCCACGGGAAAGAAGGCAGGGAGGCAGCGAGAACUUGUCGCCUCACCCCGAUCCCCGUCAGGCGCUUGGACGAAAACGACGUCCGUGCGCUGCAUUCAUUGCAAAGCCGCUGCAAACUUGCGGGGGAGGAUGAGCGGAGCUGAGAAUGAGGGUCGAUGAUCAGCAAUAAGGUUGCGCACGAAAGACAUCUUUUCUCCCUCCUCAUCACCAUGAAAGUGAGGGGGGCCAUGUGUCUCAGUCGCUGCUCGCUACUGUCUUAGCAUUCGCUGGUCCGACCUUGGCUCUUGCUGUCGCGGCACUCCGGAGUCGG
Molecule: messenger RNA, 1193 nt
Organism: Jaminaea rosea
Lineage: Eukaryota; Fungi; Basidiomycota; Exobasidiomycetes; Microstromatales
Exons: 1
Coding region: 431-1042 (203 amino acids)
Source: RefSeq, a predicted model, not a curated record